UAAAAGCGGGGAGUGGGUGGAUCACUAUUAGCUGCAUUAACUCCACCUGUACAAUAAUCAGAGAUUAGUGUCAUUUGGCACAUUCUUGUGAGGUUCCAAUUUUCUUCGAAGGAAGAAGUAGUACAUUCCUUAAAGGAAAAAAAUCUAUUUGGAAAUUCAACCAUUUAGAAUCAACGAAAAUGUCGGAAAUUCAAGGGUUUUACAGUGGACAAAAUAUAUUCAUUACAGGAGGAACAGGCUUUUUAGGAAAAAUUGUAAUCGAAAAGCUACUUCGCAGUUUUCCAAAAAUAGGAAUCAUCUACGUUCUUAUUCGACCAAAAAAAGGAAAAGAAAUGAAACAACGACUUGAUCAAUUUUUCGCAUCCACAAUAUUUGAGUCUCUACAAAAAAUUAAUCCCAACUUUAGGAAAAAAAUUAUAGGAAUUAGUGGAGAUGGAACGAAACCUGGAUUGGGCAUUUCAGUUGAGGAUCGUAUUCUUCUUGCAAAUGAGGUGUCUAUUAUAUUUCAUGCAGCUGCGACAGUGAAAUUCAAUGAACCAUUAUCAAUUGCUGUUGCCAUCAAUGUCAAUGCUGUGAAGGAGCUAAUUACUCUCUGCAGAGCAUGCAAGAAAUUGAAGGCUGCAGUUUAUGUGUCAACGGCAUUUAGUAAUUGCAUUUAUGAUGAGAUUAAAGAGAAGGUCUAUCCACCUCCUAUAGCAUAUGAGCAACUCAAGAUAUUAAUAAAUGUUAUGAAGAAUAAAAAUUUAUCCCCAGAAGGCGAAGAGAAACUAACAAAUCAGUAUGGAUACUUACAUCGUGUAUUAGACAAGUUUCCAAACACGUAUGCUUUCACAAAAGCAAUUGCCGAAAACAUGGUAAACGAGUAUGCAAGAGAUCUUCCAUUUUGCAUCUACAGAUUCUCAAUAGCUUUAUCAACUUACAAAGAACCUUUUCCUAGUUGGGUGGAUGCUUUUCAGGGACUCAAUACGUCAAUAGCACAACUUGGGCAAGGUUUUAUUCACGUCAUUUAUGGAAAUCCGGAAGCAAGAUGUGAUUUGGUACCAGCAGACUAUGCAAGUAAUGCUUUGAUUGCAUGUGCGUGGGAAACUGGCUGUGUGGAAAGAAGGAAAGAGGAUGAUGUCCCAGUUUACAAUUACGUUUCUGGAACAGACAAUCCUUUUUAUUGGGGUGAUUUUAAAAGCAUGCUGGAGAGUUAUGGUUCAAGAAUGCCGUCUACAAAAUGUCUCUACUACCCAGGAGGGUUUUAUGUAAAAUCCUCAAUUGCAUUUGCCGUUUGUAAUUUUUUCUUACACCUCAUACCAGCUUUAAUUGGCGAUGCUGUUUUCAAGAUAUCAGGAAAAAAACCCGUAUUUUAUGAGAUUUACAAGAGGGGUAGAAAAUUAAUAGACUCGUUGGUUUUCUUCAUGAUUAGGGAUUGGACCUUUGAAACUCAUAACGUCCGUUCACUUUGGAACAGAUUGUCUGAAGCAGAUAAGGAAUUAUUACCUUUUGACAUCACAUCUUUUAAAUGGGAUGACGCGAUAAAAAUAUAUUUGGACGGGGUUAAACAAUUUAUUUUGAAAGAAAAAAUAGACUUAGAAAGCCAAAAAGCCGGUCUUCGUAGAGUCAGGAUGUUAUACGUUGUUCACCAGAUAGUGAAACUCGUCUUUGGGUCUCUUUCUCUAUGGCUUGGAUGGAAUAUUAUUUUGUGUCCUAUAUACAUCAUGUCAGAAAUCCAGCGUUUCUACGACGGUCAAAAUGUAUUCAUCACAGGCGGAACAGGAUUCAUGGGCAAAAUUCUUCUGGAGAAACUUCUACGUUCUUGCCCUGGGAUAAAAAAGACCUAUCUCUUAGUGAGGCCGAAAAAAGGCAAAACAGUUCAGGAGCGACUCAAUGAAGUCACAAGCUUGCCUAUGUUCGAACCAUUAAGGAAGGAAAUUCCAGAAUUUGCAACUAAAAUUGUACCCUUACUUGGAGAUGCAUCAAAACCUGGCUUGGGACUCUCUUCUGAAGAUCGAGCAAUAGUUAUUAGAGAGGCCUCCAUUAUUUUUCAUGUAGCUGCUACUACGAAGUUUGAUGAACCUUUAAAAAUUGCAGUGGAUAUUAAUGUCAAGAGUGUAAUAGAAUUAAUUAUUAUCUGUAAAGAGUGUACAAAAUUGAAGGCCGCAGUUUAUGUAUCGACAGCUUUUAGUAAUUGCAUUUAUGAUCACAUAGAAGAAAAAAUAUACCCAACACCAUUGAAAUACGAGGACUUAAAUAAAAUUCUAAAAAUUUUGGAGUACCGUAAUUUCUCAGAAGAGGAAGAGAAAAAUUUUAUGACUGCCUUAAUAGGAAAGUUUCCCAACACGUACGCCUUUACGAAAUCUAUAGCCGAGGGAUUAUUAAAUGAAAAUGCAAAGGAUCUGCCAUUUUCUGUCUACAGAUUUUCAAUUGCUCUAUCCACAUUUAAAGAACCUAUACCAGGAUGGGUGGAUAUAGCCCAAGGACUAAAUUCUGCUGUAACAGGAAUAGGAAUUGGCAUAAUUCGAGUCGCUUGUGUUAAAGGAGAUGCAAAAGCGGACAUCGUUCCUAUCGAUUUUGCCUGUAAUGCUCUAAUAGUAUCUGCAUGGGAAACAGGAACUCUCGACAGAAGAAUAACGGAUGAUUUGCCAGUCUAUAACUAUGUUUCUGGUACAGACAACCCAAUAAGUUGGGGCGGUUUUCGAGCUGUUCUGAGGAGAUAUGGAGUACACAAUACACCAAGAGGACUUAUUUAUUACCCUGACACAUUGUUUUUUGAAACGAAAAGUUUAUAUUACGUCUUUAAUGUCAUAUUUCACCUUAUUCCAGCUCUAUUGGGGGAUGCUGUUAUGAGAUUAUUGGGAAAAAAACCAUUAUUUUAUAAAUUAUACAAACGAGGAACAAAGUUACUCGAAGCUAUGCAUUUUUUCAUGACACGAGAUUGGGUUUUUGAUACUGACAAUGUGAAAUCAAUGUGGAACAAACUUUCCAAACCAGACAAAGAAUGCUUUAACUUUGACAUAACAUCUUUUGAUUGGUAUGACGUAAUUCACACAAAUUGCGACGGUUUGAAGGAGUACAUACUGAAAGAAGAUGUAAGUCCAGAAUCGAAAAAAAUUGCUCGACGCAAAUACAAAAUACUAUAUGCGGUUCAUCAAGUCGUUAGGCUUCUCUUUGCCACUUUCGUUUUAUGGAUAUUCUGGAAGAUUUAUUAUCUUUUUUUCAAUUGACAAUGAAUUAAUAAAUAAAUGUUAUACGUGAAUUAUAACCUAAUAUACAUUAUUUAAAUUGGAUAAAUAAUUAAAACGAAAUAUGCUCUG
This is a messenger RNA of Belonocnema kinseyi, 3299 nucleotides long. RefSeq lists its product as uncharacterized. The transcript is spliced from 21 exons. Bases 180 to 3209 code for a protein of 1009 amino acids. NCBI's taxonomy places the organism in Eukaryota, Metazoa, Arthropoda, Insecta, Hymenoptera, Cynipidae. Gene Ontology annotation, cellular component: peroxisome. The record is from RefSeq and is a predicted model, not a curated record. Gene Ontology annotation, biological process: long-chain fatty-acyl-CoA metabolic process. Gene Ontology annotation, molecular function: alcohol-forming very long-chain fatty acyl-CoA reductase (NADP+) activity.